AUGGGGCACCAAGAGUAUUCCUCAGAAUUCAAGAACCAAGUGGUCCAAUUCAUCAUCGGAAGGUGUGUGGGCGGUGUACCUCCUCGUGGCACACUUAAGGAAGCACAACUGAAGUUUACAAUCUCCCGGCAAACCUGUACAAGGUGGUGGAAUGCUGCAAAGAAACAGCAACAACGAGGAACAUCAGUUCAACUGAUAAGUGUCAAAAAAGUGCGGCAUUACCCCAAAAGGCUGCAAUUGGAUGUUGAUCUGUUAAAGAGUUUGCAUUUCUCCAAAAGGUGCAACCUCUUGAGUGUGGCAGUGGGUUUAGGUUGUUCAAAAACAACCGUAUGGAGGUGGGUUAAGGAUGGCCUGAUUAUACCACACACAUCAGCCAUUAAACCCAACUUAACAGCUGCAAACAAGCUGUUACGGCUGAGAUUCACAGUUGAAUCAUUAGAAUUUGACAGAAUCCUCAACAAAAUCAGAUUCAUGUGCACAACACUAUACAUAUUGAUGAAAAGUGUUUGUAGACCACUGUUUGGUGUUCAUGGUGAAGUGUUGUUUGAUGGAAAAAUUGGAAUUUUUCCCUUUACCAAACAAGUUGCAGCCAAGAGGUCAAGUAAAAACAGGCAGGCAGGCACUAUGGAGACAAAACCCAUAGAGAGUAUCACAACAGAUGUGGUGAGGGAAUGCUUGAUCAAUAAGAUAUUACCUGCCAUCAUAGCCAAGUGGCCAGAUGGGGCAACUAAAGUUCUCAAGAUACAACAAGAUAACGCGAGACCACACAUCAAAGACAAUGACCCAGCUUUCAGAGAAGCUGCACAACAAAGUGGGUUCUCAAUCUCAAUUGUGCAACAACCACCUAAAUCACCUGACACCAAUGUGAAUGACUUGGGUUGGUUCAGAGCAAUACAGUCACUACAAACUCAGACUGCAUGCAAUAAUGUGGAUGACUUAGUGAGUGCAGUUGAGAAAUCAUUCCAUGAAUUACAACCAGAGACUUUGGAUAAUGUUUUCCUAAGUCUUCAAGGCUGUUACAUGGAAAUUAUGAAAGUCCAUGGUCAGAACAGAUACAAGCUGCCCCACAUGGGGAAAACACAUUUAAGGAGGACAAAUCAGCUUCCACUGAAUCUAGAAGUUCCAGUGGAACUGGUUAUGGAAGCAGUAGCUUAUCUGAGAGACCAGGGGAGCAAUCAUGGAUUGGAGUCAAUAUCCCAAGCCUUAGGAUUAUGA
Molecule: messenger RNA, 1215 nt
Organism: Salvia splendens (bonfire salvia)
Lineage: Eukaryota; Viridiplantae; Streptophyta; Magnoliopsida; Lamiales; Lamiaceae
Exons: 3
Coding region: 1-1215 (404 amino acids)
Molecular function (GO): nucleic acid binding
Source: RefSeq, a predicted model, not a curated record